AUGUUUACUUCAGGCACAUCAGGUAGCAGUACAACAGGUAGUAGCACACCUUUUGGUAGCUCGUUGUUUGGAUCGUCCACUACAACUCCAUCUACUGGUGGAAGUUCAUUGUUUGGCGGCGGUCUGAUUACACCAUCUACACCUGCCACCGGUGGUAGUGGUACUAAUUUGUUUGGUGGUGCUGGUGGUGCCGGUACUGGUUUAUCUUUGACUACACCAUCUACACCUGCCACCGGUAGUUCUAAUCUAUUUGGUGGUUCCGGUCUAGGUUUGACUGCACCGUCAACAACUUCCACCGGUGGUGGUAACAAUUUGUUUGGUGGUUCAGGUCUAGGUUUGACUGCACCAUCGACAUCGACAACAACUGGAAGUUCGCUAUUCGGUGGUGCUUCUAGUGCACCGACUACUUCAUCGACAUUGUUCGGUGGUGGUUCAGGUUUAGCAACACCAUCGACAUCGACAACAACUGGAAGUACAUUAUUUGGUGGAUCAGGCUUAACAACACCAUCGACAUCCACUGCUACUGGAAGUACAUUGUUCGGUGGUGGUUCGAGUUUGACAACACCAUCGACAUCCACUACUACUGGAAGCACAUUGUUCGGUGGUGGUUCGAGUUUGACAACACCAUCAACAACUUCCGCAGCACCUAGUGGUGGUCUUGGCGGUGGUUUAUUUGGUAGUAGUUUAACAUCUAAUACACCAUCGACAACUGGCACUUCACUCUCUCUAGGUGGUACAACAACCACACCAUCUACAUCCAGUGGUAUUGGUGGUGGUUUAUUUGGUAGUAGUUUAACAUCUAAUACACCAUCGACAACUGGUACUUCACUCUCUCUCGGUGGUGCAACAACCACACCAUCUACAUCCAGUGGUAUUGGUGGUGGUUUAUUUGGUGGAUCUUCAACUACAACUGGUGGCUCUAGCUUAACAUUGGCUCCAUCGACCACCAGCACACCUGCCACCGGUAGUACAUUGUUUGGUGGUAGCGGUACUAGCUUAUUGAGCACACCUUCCACUACAUCUUCAACACCUAGCACAACUAGUUCAACAACACUCGGAUCGGGUGGAUUGUUUGGCACAACUACAGCAGCAACAACAACAACUCCAACAACAACAACAGCAACUCCAACUUUGACAACACCAUCGAUCACCAAUUUAACAGGUGGAACCUCUUCAUUGUCUUCUGGUGGUCUCUUUGGAAGUAGCACACCGGCAUUAUCAUCAGCAACAACAGGUGGACAGACUUCCACCUCAACUAUUACACCAACUUCAACUACAGGCUCAUCAUUGUUAUCGGGUGGCUUGUUUGGUGGAUCGUCUGCAGCAACUGGAUCUUCGUUGUCAAGUGGUUUACUUAGUGGAACAUCCUCAGCCACCUCCACCUCCUCGGCUACACCAUCACUGUCUCUCGGCACAACCUCAAGCCCAACAACUACUUCAGGUCUAUUUUCAGGAGCUGGCCAAACAUCUACCUCAACUAUAACUCCAACUGCAACUGGCACUUCGACAACACCGGCAUCAUCUAGCUUAACUGCCACCUCUUCUACAUCACCACUCACAACAUCAAUGUUGGCAUCCGCAAAGCCAGUAACAGAAGAUGUCAUCGAAAUUAAUGAAAGCAAGAUUCUAGAGCAACUAUUUGGAGAGUGGAGCACAGAGAUUGAGAAACAAACAAGAGAAUUCUAUCAUCAAGCUAAACAAAUCUAUCAAUGGGAUACUGCUAUCAUGGAAAACUCUCAAAAAUUAAAUAAACUCAUGGAAACAGUUCAACAUAUAAACUCACAACAACAAUCAUUAGAACAAGUUAUCAAUAUCAUAACCGAUCAACAAUCAUUACUAGAGAAAUCAUUAAAUGCACUUGACCAAAAAAUUAAAUCAAAUCCAAGAGAAAAUGAAUCUUCUUCUGAUAUUGAAAGAGAAAGAAUUUACUAUUCAACAAAGAAGAUAGAUGAAGAUAUUUUAAGUAUUGAAUCUAAGCUCCAAUCAAUUGUAUCAAAUAUCAAUCAAUCACAACCAAACGAACCAGUAGAUCAAAAACAACAAAUUGUAAAGAUAUUAAAUGAUCAUUUAAAUGCACUGCAGUGGUUAGACAAAGGAUCAAUGAUAUUACAAGAGUCUCUCAGUGAAAUUCAAAACUUGGAAGAUGAUCUCUCAAUAACAAGAGUCAGUUGUUGCCGUGUAACUGAUCUAAUGGAUAAGCAUAAAUAA
This is a messenger RNA of Heterostelium album PN500, 2208 nucleotides long. It is a transcript of the gene nup62, whose product is annotated as nuclear pore protein. Gene Ontology annotation, biological process: protein import into nucleus; RNA export from nucleus. Gene Ontology annotation, cellular component: nuclear pore central transport channel; nuclear pore. The record is from RefSeq and is a predicted model, not a curated record. Gene Ontology annotation, molecular function: structural constituent of nuclear pore; phospholipid binding. Lineage: Eukaryota; Evosea; Eumycetozoa; Acytosteliales; Acytosteliaceae. The transcript has 5 exons. The coding region runs from base 1 to 2208 and encodes 735 amino acids.